Molecule: messenger RNA, 489 nt
Organism: Dibothriocephalus latus
Lineage: Eukaryota; Metazoa; Platyhelminthes; Cestoda; Diphyllobothriidea; Diphyllobothriidae
Source: the annotation of a GenBank genome assembly
UUUGUCAUCGAAAAGUACCUGCCCCUGGUGGAGUUUCUCGAGCCCUUACUUUCAACCAAAAAGAAGGAAGAAAUUGCAAAGUGUCUUGUAAAUAUUCACGAAAAAGCAGACAACAGCGAUGUGGCCGGAUUCCUGGCAAGCAUAGUGAACCACGAACUGGACUCAUAUGAUAAUCUGUCUCUGCUUUUCCGAUCGAACUCAAUUGGAUCAAAAGCCGUGGAAUCGUACGUCAAGUUAGUGGCUGCCGAGUACCUACAAACCCUGUUCAAAACCUUCAUUGAAAACCUUAUAACAUCAAUGGAUGAUCUGGAGGUUGACCCCAGCAGACUGAUGUGCACGAACUCUUCCGGCUCAACCUCCUCUUCCACCUCAAACUUCAGCUCAUCCGACAGUAACGGUCGACUUGCUCAAAAUCAGAGGGCUCUCAUGAAUCUUGUCAAAGUUGUUUGGGCGAAGGUGAAGGCCAGUCUCGAAUAUUUCCCACAGUAA